AUGGCUGAAGCGCACACUCCGUAUUCUUCCUUGAAGAAACUGUUAUUUUUCCUCAAUGGACUCAUGGCUAUGUCCGGCGGGCUUCUCGUUGGCCUGAGUGCCUGGGUCAAGUGCGGAGGGUCCCUCCUGACAAGGGUUUUUGGGUUGUCCUCUGUCUACCUUCUUCACAUCAGCUACCUGUGUUUGGUGAUGGGGUGCAUCGUCAUGCUGCUUGGCUUUGCGGGGUGGUACGGAGCUACGAAAGAAAGCAGAAGCGUUCUCUUUAUUUGUUUCCUGCUCCUGGUUAUCAUUCUCCUUGUGGAAAUCGUGGUGGCCACGGGAAUCUUCGUCUUCUUCCCGAUUGUUGAAGACAUGGCCCGCGAGCACAUCUUGGCGACACUGAGGAAGAAUUACAGAGGUUACAACGAGCCGGGUGAUUUUUCCACGGAGUGGAAUUUGGUCAUGGAAAAGCUGAGGUGCUGUGGAGUGAAUAACUACACAGAUUUUUCUGGUUCUGCCUUCCAAACGACAACCGGUCACUCCUACCCCAGGAGCUGCUGUAAAUCUGUCGGGACCACAGCCUGUGAUGGCCUCAAUGUCUCCAGUGAAAUCAUCCAUCAGGAGGGCUGUUUCCCCAAGCUCCUGAAAAUCAGCAAGAUCCAGAGCUUCGCCCUGAGUGGGGGCUCGCUGGGAGCAGCGGUGAUGCAGCUGCCAGGAAUUCUCGCCACCCUACUGCUGUUCGCCAAGCUGGCCUGAUGGCCAUCCCGGCUGCUGUGGAACCUGCUCUCCUUUUGAUUUCUCUGUGCCAUCACUGCUCUCGGGGGAGAGGCUGACAAUUAAAG
Choloepus didactylus (southern two-toed sloth) is the source of this 821-nucleotide messenger RNA. It is a transcript of the gene TSPAN16, whose product is annotated as tetraspanin 16. The transcript is spliced from 7 exons. The record is from RefSeq and is a predicted model, not a curated record. Bases 1 to 735 code for a protein of 244 amino acids. NCBI's taxonomy places the organism in Eukaryota, Metazoa, Chordata, Mammalia, Pilosa, Megalonychidae. Gene Ontology annotation, cellular component: membrane.